Messenger RNA from Parascedosporium putredinis, 891 nucleotides. The record is from the annotation of a GenBank genome assembly. NCBI's taxonomy places the organism in Eukaryota, Fungi, Ascomycota, Sordariomycetes, Microascales, Microascaceae.
AUGGUUCUCCCUCGCUUUCUAUCCCGCGGCAUGGCCGCCCUGCUCGCCGUCGCGCCCCUCGCCAUGGCCCGCCCGGGCGCGCGGUCGCAGGCCGAGAACAAGGCCAGCGUCGAGGCCGUGAACAACGUGACGCCCUACAACGCCACGUCCAUGAACCUGGACCAAAUCGUGUCGGCCCUCGCCAUCGGCCCGCCGGCGGCGCUGCCCCAGCGCGCCACGGCCAACGACCUCCGCUGGCAGCCCUCGCUCGACUUCGACCGCGACGGGUGCUACAACGUGCCCGCCAUCGACGCCUACGGAAAAGUCGCCGAGGGCCUGCCGCACAACUGGGUCAGCGUGUCGAGCGACUGCCGCGACGCCUCGGACCUGGACAACAACAACGUGUACGCGCGCCAGCGGUGCAACGGCGACUGGUGCGUCUACUUGUACGACUACUACUUUGAAAAGGACGUGGCUAUCCAGUUCUUCCUCGACGUCGGCCACACGCACGACUGGGAGCACAUCGCCGUGUGGGUCCGCAACGGCAAGGCCGAGUACGUGGGCGCGAGCCAGCACGGCAACUUCGAGAUCAAGGCCGCGUCGCAGGUCCGCUGGGACGGCGAGCACCCCAAGCUCGUGUACCACAAGGACGGCGCGUCCACGCACUGCUUCCGCUUCGCCAACGCUGCGGACGAUGCUAUCGAGAACCACAAGGGCGUGUGGUUCCGCGGGCCGCUCAUCAGCUGGAACGGCUUCCCCGCUGGCAUUCGCGAUAUCCUGGCCGCGCAUAAUUUCGGCAAGGCGAACCUCGCCCUCAAGGAUGCGAGCUUCCCGGGGACCUUGUCCAAGGCGAAGCCCUCGGCUGUGACUUUUGACGUCAACCUGGACGUCGGUUCACCCGGGACACCUUGA